Gadus chalcogrammus (walleye pollock) is the source of this 1882-nucleotide messenger RNA. RefSeq names its product neuropilin (NRP) and tolloid (TLL)-like 2b (gene neto2b). Gene Ontology annotation, molecular function: protein binding. The transcript is spliced from 13 exons. Lineage: Eukaryota; Metazoa; Chordata; Actinopteri; Gadiformes; Gadidae. The coding region runs from base 254 to 1882 and encodes 542 amino acids. The record is from RefSeq and is a predicted model, not a curated record.
GACUAGCGCUUGCCAUAAAGCGUUAAUGCUCUGUAGGGCGUGAAGCGGACUUUUUUCUUCCUCUUUUGCAUCAUAAUCAAGAAACGUAAAGGAGGGCGAUAAGUAAGAAUCUGAGAAGAUGACAGCGAUUUAUAUCUCUAGAAAUGUUAAAUCUGAAAGUGCACCUACGUUACUGUCUUAGUUAUGCAUCAGCAUUCAAAUAUAAAUGUGGGACUAAGAUUGCAAGCGUCGACGUUCACCUUGUAACGGACCAAUGGGAAGGAUGCAAGCAGCAGUGUGGAUCCUGCUUGUACUGAUUGAGGAGGGCUUCACGGCGGCGGCACAGAAAACCAAAGAUGCAGCAGACGCAGCAUCCCAAGGCGUUAAGCCCACCCUUCAACCUCGGCUCCCCCGUAACUGUGGAAGCUGGGUGAGAGACACGGAGGGCGGGGUCUUUAGCUCUCCAAACUACCCCAAAACAUACCCACCCAACAAAGAGUGCAUCUAUAUACUGGAAGCGUUACCGCGGCAGCGGAUAGAGCUGCACUUCAACCGGAGCUUCUACAUGGAGGCGUCGUUCGAGUGCCGCUUCGACCACAUCGAGGUGCGGGACGGCCCCUUCAGCUUCUCCCCCCUCAUCGACCGCUUCUGCGGCACGGCCACCCCGGGCCUGGUGGUCUCCAGCGGCCGCUUCGUGUGGGUGCGCUUCUACAGCGACGACGAGCUGGAGGGCCAGGGCUUCCAGGUCCAGUACCACUUCACCACAGACCCUGAGUUUUAUCUGCACCUUGGAGGAAUCCUUAACCCCAUCCCAGACUGCCAGUUUGAGCUGAGCGGGGCGGAUGGGCUGAUCCGCUCCAGUCAGGUGGAAGACGAGAACAAGGUGAAAGGGGACCAGGCCGUGGACUGUAUCUGGACCAUCCGAGCGCCCGUCAACCACAGGAUCUACCUGCGGUUUCUAGAUUAUCAAAUGGAGAAUUCGAAUGAAUGUAAGAAGAACUUUGUGGCCGUGUAUGACGGCAGCAACGCCAUUGAAGACCUGAAGGCUAAGUUCUGUAGCACGGUGGCUAACGACGUCAUGCUAGACACGGGGCUAGGCGUUAUUCGGAUGUGGGCCGAUGAGUCGAGUCGCCUCAGUCGCUUCCGCAUGCUGUUCACCGUGUUUGAGGACCCCCCAUGCCAGGGCAGUUCAUUCUUCUGCCAUAGCAACAUGUGCAUCAACUCCUCUCUGGUGUGCAAUGGCAUCCAGAACUGUGUCUUCCCCUGGGACGAAGGCAGCUGUAAAGAAAAGAAGAGCAAAGGCCUGUUCCACCACAUCACCAAGACCCACGGGACGUUGAUCGGCGUGUCCACCGGCCUGGUGCUGCUGCUCCUUGUCAUCUCUAUCUUGGUGCAGGUCAAGCAGCCGCGCAAAAAGGUGCUGCUGCGUAAAAAUAACUUGUUCAACCGGCCUGAGUUCCAUGAAGUGUUUGACCCUCCCCAUUACGAGCUUUUCACUCUCAGGGAUAAGGACACGUCUGGGGAUCUGGGGGAGCUCUCUGAGGAGAUGCAGUCGCUGAACGCCCUCCGCCGCUCGUCCUCCGAGCGCAACCGUUGCGUCCACGAGCACCACUGCGGCUCCCAGGCCUCCGUCAGCUACGUGAUGCCCGGUCGGGGCGAGCCCCCCCUGCUCACUGGCUCCGUCCACUUUCCCCCGUUCGGGGGGGUCUUCCAGAACGACUUCCAGGCCUUCCAGCAGGGCACCAGCCGGAGCCUGAGGAAGAAGAGCUGGCCCAGCAUGAAGCCGGGCCGGGCGGAGCUACGGCACUCCAUGACCGAAAGGGGACAGGGGCACCCCGCGGCUGGGGUCGCCAUGCUGAGGAGGGUGGAGAGGGGACAUGACCCCUGUGGCUCCAACCGGUAG